Molecule: messenger RNA, 1692 nt
Organism: Toxotes jaculatrix (banded archerfish)
Lineage: Eukaryota; Metazoa; Chordata; Actinopteri; Toxotidae
Gene: mterf3
Product: mitochondrial transcription termination factor 3
Exons: 8
Coding region: 100-1377 (425 amino acids)
Biological process (GO): regulation of DNA-templated transcription; mitochondrial ribosome assembly
Cellular component (GO): mitochondrion
Molecular function (GO): double-stranded DNA binding
Source: RefSeq, a predicted model, not a curated record
CUUCCGUAAAUGAGCGCAUGAAAACAUUUGACAUUGCGCGGCACGUUGGUGAAUGAUUUGAAGAUACAAUACUUUGAUUCUCAGACUAGUGAAAAAAAAAUGGCUUCAUCUUGUGCACAGCUGUGUCUGAGAUGUAGAAGUCUUCUUUGCUCCAAGACAGUGGCUACUACUUGGCAGCAUGCCACUCAAGUUCAUUAUUGCACAACAGUUGCAAGGGUAGCCACCAAAAUCCAAAAUGGAUCCUCAUUUUUCACAGGGAAUCAGUGCUCAACACAGACAAGACAGAGAUGGAAACGACAGAUGUUCUGUUACAGUGAUUUAAUGGCCAAACAUCUGGCAACUGAAGCUAAGGAAGACAAGUUCACAGAAGAGUUGUCAAAAACUGAUGUGGCUUUCGGGAGCCCCCUGUUGCCUCUUAGUGAUGCUGUGCCAGUGAAUGAAAUCCAGAAACCAUUAGAUCUGGAUGCUGCUUCUGAACUUUCUGCAUUGGAGGAGAUAAGUGAUGAAAAGGCUGUUAGUAUAUCUGUACCUGUAGCCUUGCCUCCAGCCUCCACCUCUCUUAGAGACUACGUUGACAAGUCUGAGACACUCUGCAAGCUGGUACAAUUAGGUGUGAAUCUGUGGAAGCUUGAACAAAGGCCCAACGUGGGCUCCAUGCUGCUAAGGCUCGAUUUCAACACAGACGUGGCUCCGAGGCUGCUGUUUCUCAAAGAGAUCGGGGUGGAGGACUCUCGCUUUGGCCAUAUCAUCACACACAACCCCUUCAUUCUCACUGAGAGUUUGGAAAACCUGCAGGCCAGAGUGAACUAUCUCAAGUCAAAGAAGUUCAGCUCUGAGACUGUUGCGUCCAUGGUAUCUAGAGCUCCAUAUCUGCUAAACUUCAGUGUGAAGAGGCUGGACAACAGACUGGGAUUUUAUCAGCAACAACUCAACCUCAGUGCCUCUAAUACCCGGAACAUCGUAGCUCGUCUACCUAGAUUACUGUGUAGAAGUUUGGAGCCUGUUAAAGAAAAUCUGAAGGUGUGUGAAAUAGAGCUCGGCUUUAAGGAAAAUGAGAUCCAGCACAUAGUAAUUGCUGUCCCAAAAGUCCUGACUGCCAAUAAAAGGAAGCUGAUCCAAAUAUUUGACUUCCUCCACAACACCAUGAAGGUGCCCCACCACCUGAUCACCAAGUUCCCACAGGUCCUGAAUGCAAGAUACUUGCGUGUCAGAGAGCGCCACCUGUUUCUCGAGUACCUCGGAAAAGCUCAGUAUGAUCCAACCCUGCCCAACUACAUCUCCCUGGACCGCUUUGUUUCCUUGCCAGAUGAGACUUUUUGCACUGAGCUGGCCUCGGCCACAAUUGAAGAUUUUUAUUUGUUCCAAAAGACAAUUUGAUUCUUCAUGAGGGGACAUAAAAGUGGACUUCAUAAAAGAAGUGGUACAGCAAGCAGAAUGUACAGAAUACAUACUAUAAUGUCAGACACAUGCAGACAUGAGUCUUUAGAGAUAAAUGUUUAAAAAGCUUAAUAAAUGUAAACUGUAUAUCAGCUCUUCUGCCUGAAAUACUGCUCUCAUUUAACAUGACCAUCUAAAAAGACCACACGUGCUGAAAGAUCUGUUUUGUCCAGUACCUGGACAAAAAUAUUUGCUUCAGUUGAGUGACUGUAUAUAGAUUUAUCCCCUGUGAUGUAUUAAAAUCUGUCAUGAGAG